AUGAAAUUUCUCUUUAAAGAUCAUUUGGAAAUGACAAGGUAUUUUGUAUUGAUCCCUAGCCGAGAAUUUAGAACUAGAAAUAGCUCUCCAAGUAUUUUUCGUAAUAUAGAAGCGAAUGAUCCUCCCAAUGAUGAUGAAGAUGUUGAUGAUGGAAACUUACACCAAGACAACAAUACCACUCUCUCUUGCCAAUGCCCCUUUAUCAUCCUUUUAAACGAUUCUUCCUUCCUUCCCAAGCUUCAAGAAUUUCUCUUGCACUUCCUUCUCCUCUUUCAAACCACCAUGUAUUUACUCCUUUCAAUCCUCAAACAAUUUUUUCGAGCUCUUUUUCUGAAUUCCUCCGCAAUUUCAUCAUGUUCGCAGUUUCGUUUUUUUAAACUCAAGAAGACGAAUAGUCAAACUUCCAUUUCUUUGCAAGAAGUCUCUCCAGAAUUGAGUUCUCACUCGUUCCUGCAGGCUGGUGACGCUCAAGAGUCGCUGCCAGCUGUCAAGGUCGAAAAGAUUGCAACUUACACACAAAUGCAAAACACUCAUGAAGGACCACCACACAAAACGAAAUCCAAAUUGAAAAUUCUCAUUGCAGAAUCGAACACGAUUCAUCGAAUGGUAUUGAUUAAACUGUUGAAACUUCUCGGACAAGAUAUUGAAUUAAGCAUGAAUGAUGGAAAACAAUUACUCGAUCAGACCAACCACAACCUUCGAGAGAUUGAUAUCGUAUUCUUGGAUGAACACAUUCUUGAAAAGCAUCCUUCAGAAACUUGGCAAUUUCUUCAUCUUGUUCAGAAUACACAUACCAAAAUUGUUUUAUUUUCAAAGGGUGUGAGCAAUUAUUCCAAACAACAAGAAGAAGAAAACAAAUCUCGUUCAACAAGCACGAGUUCGAUCACUCGUCCAAGUAGUGAACACUUGUUAUUUACAACCAUACGAAAGAAGCCAAAAACCAUUGAAGAACUGGAUCAAGUCAUUCGAGAGGUUCAUUCGAAAGGGUCGACGACAACUUCUCAUGAUGGUUGCAUCUCAGAACAUUGCUUUCUGAAUAAACGAUGA
Molecule: messenger RNA, 1047 nt
Organism: Naegleria lovaniensis
Lineage: Eukaryota; Heterolobosea; Eutetramitea; Acrasida; Naegleriidae
Exons: 1
Coding region: 1-1047 (348 amino acids)
Source: RefSeq, a predicted model, not a curated record